ACAGUAAAACAACCCUUGCCCUAGCUUGAGAGAAUCCCGGCUCCCUCUCCCGAUCCCGCCUCGGUCUCCCAGGCUCGGCUCCCUCUCCCAGCAGUAACCCAAGCUCGAAUGAACGCUGCAGCCAGCUCCUCUUCAUCGAUCGAGUGUGUACGCGGACGCAUCAACCAGCAAGCUCGACUCAAUCGUCCCGUGCCCUAGAUCGUGCGAACAGUUUCUUCUCUUCUUCCAUCGAGCUCCUACAAGAGACGGCUGACCGUCCACCGCGUGUACGCCGCAGCCGACCUCUCACUGUGCCUCCCUCACCCUAGCUCAAUCAAAACUGCGACGAAACAGUGAGAUUUUCAGAAUGCUCUGCACCAUUUAUCCACCAUCGAUUCUGACAAGAAUACAAGUGAACGAACCCUCCCAGAAGCUGGAUUGUACAGUGGUAUGUCAUGCCAGGGGUCCCAGACCCAGAUUCCCUCGUGUAUGGAAAACCAGGAAUAGGAUUGGCACCAUCUCCAAAUCACAAAAGCUUGUUGAAUCUAUAAAGGAAUUGUCAAAUGUUAAAGAAGAGGUUUAUGGAGCUCUUGAUUCAUUCAUUGCUUGGGAUUUGGAGUUUCCUUUGAUCGUAAUCAAGAAGGCACUGAAGACACUCGAGUUUCAGAAGGAAUGGAAGAGAAUAAUUCAGGUGAUAAAGUGGAUGUUAAGCAAAGGCCAGGGACAAACCCUGGGAACCUAUUACACCUUAUUAAAUGCUUUGGCGGAGGAUGGAAGGCUUGAAGAAGCAGAAGAAUUAUGGACGAAAAUAUUUUCACAAUAUUUGGAAAGUCUUCCUCGCGUUUUCUUUAUGAAAAUGAUCUCUUUAUACUACAGUAAAGGCUUGAACGAAAAGAUGUUUGAGGUAUUUGCUGAUAUGGAAGAACUUGGCGUCAGGCCUGAUCGAUCCAUUGUGAAGAUGGUUGGUGAGGUGUUUCAGAACUUAGGCAUGCAUGACAAAUAUGAGAAAUUGCAUAUGAAAUACCCUCCACCUAACUGGGAAUAUCGCUACAUCAAAGGGAAACGUGUUAAAAUUCGAGUAAAACAGUCCAGUGAAGCUGAUGAUAUUGAAGCUAAAAGUGAGAUUCGAAGGAAACUGAUUACUGGUGCUUAUGAUGAUGAAGUUGAAGCUGAGAGUGAGGAAGAACAAUUUACAGGAGCUGAUGGUGAAGUUGAAACUGAGAUUGUGCUGGAGCAAUUAACUGUGCUUAACAAUAAUGAAGAUGAAAGAGUGCGGCAGCAAAUACCAGUCCAAGAUGCAGGGUAAUAUUGCCUUCUGGAUGAAAUCUUAAUGCAAAUUUGCACCUAGAUUUGUCAUCCAUGGCUGCUUUUCACAUCACCAUUUAAGCAGCUUAUGAGAGCUUGUGUGACAUAAGGUCAUGAUUUGCAAAAAAAAUUUUCUGAAAUUAAAUAUGUUACAGAUGAAGAAUGUUAUUCAUUGCCUGUAAUUUGUGAGAUUCUUACUUGGAUUCGACCACCUUAUCCUCAAAUUUAGGAAAAAAUUGUGAGAUGGUGGUGAGAACUGUAAGGUUUUAUGGCGCAUAAUUUUGUCAUUUAAAAGAGAAGCAUAAAGUUAAGUGUUGUAGAGA
Dendrobium catenatum is the source of this 1607-nucleotide messenger RNA. Its product is annotated as pentatricopeptide repeat-containing protein At4g21190. The transcript is spliced from 6 exons. The coding region runs from base 347 to 1285 and encodes 312 amino acids. Gene Ontology annotation, molecular function: protein binding. Lineage: Eukaryota; Viridiplantae; Streptophyta; Magnoliopsida; Asparagales; Orchidaceae. The record is from RefSeq and is a predicted model, not a curated record.